AUGUAUCAGCUUCAGCUCGCUCGGGUACAUAUUCCUGUGCACCGUGCUGUCGUCGGGCAUGGCGCCGCCGCGCUCCGGCGCGGCGGCCUGGCGCGACCGACAGCACUAGAGCACAGCGGCGCCGGCUCUGUGGCGCACUGCCUGGCCGGCGGCUGCACGAGGGCGCAGGUCGGGAGCCUCCAUCACGGGGGUCAAUGCAAAGGUGUGUCAGCCAGAGCGCCGGGUCUUGCAGGAUCCUGCAGAGCCAGGGGUAAUGCCUAA
Prorocentrum cordatum is the source of this 261-nucleotide messenger RNA. The record is from the annotation of a GenBank genome assembly. NCBI's taxonomy places the organism in Eukaryota, Dinophyceae, Prorocentrales, Prorocentraceae.